AUGGUAUAUAUGGAAACAAAUGAUUGAUGUCUGACGUUUAGGGUCUCUCUCCCGAAUGCAGAAGAAGGUUCAUCCAUAAGCAGCAGCUACAAGGCAUUUUCCUUUGUACCUGCCACAGUUUCAACCACUCAUGUCUUUUCUCUCUUUCUUUCCAUUUCGAUUCUCUGGUCAACUACACUCCCCCUAUAUAAUAUGUACCUCUACCUUUGCAUCCUCACACCUCAAUCUAAAGACAGAACUAACACAAAUCUCAAGGGUACUUUACUUAGAAGAAAAAAAUGGAUAGCGAAGAAGUCCCAUCAGCACCUUCCACACCUGCAACACCAGGGGCCCCUCUUUUCGGUGGCAAUGGCAACCUCAGGUUUGAGAAACCUAACGUUGUAAGGAAAUCGUCCUUCCUCAGAAGUUGCAAAUGCUUCAGUGUUGAACAAUGGACCUUGGAAGAUGGAGCCAUGCCUAGAGUUUCUUGCUCUUUACCCGCCCCUCAAAUCCCUCUGGCAAAAAAGGUUGGAGCUGAGUUUAUUGGCACGUUCAUUCUCAUGUUUGCUGCUAUAGGCACUGCUAUUGUGAACCAAAAAACUCAUGGCUCAGAGACUCUGAUUGGAUGUGCUGCGGCAAAUGGACUUGCUGUCAUGAUCAUCAUUUUCUCCACCGGUCACAUCUCCGGGGCUCAUCUCAACCCCGCCGUCACCAUUUCCUUCGCUGCAUUAAAGCACUUUCCAUGGAAGAAUGUGCCGGUGUAUAUUGGUACACAGGUUUUGGCAUCAGUGAGUGCUGCAUUUGCUCUGAAAGUGGUUUUUCAUCCCUUCAUGAGCGGUGGAGUAACGGUCCCUUCUGUAGGAUACGGGCAAGCUUUCGCCACAGAGUUCAUUGUCAGCUUUAUUCUCAUGUUCGUUGUCACUGCAGUGGCCACCGACACAAGAGCUGCGGGAGAGCUUGCAGGAAUAGCAGUGGGAGGCACAGUGAUGCUCAACAUACUUAUAGCCGGGCCAGCAACGGGAAGUUCAAUGAACCCUGUUAGAACAUUGGGUCCAGCCAUUGCUGCAAACAACUACAAGGGCAUAUGGGUGUAUCUCAUUGCUCCCAUAUUUGGAACUCUGUGUGGGGCAGGUGCCUACACUGUGGUGAAGCUGCCCCAGGAAGAGGCAACAAAGCCUCCUAAUUCACCUUCUGCCAUUGUUGGAAGCUUCAGAAGGUGAUGAUAUCAACCAUUAUUCAUGCACCGUUAUAGAUAUUGGAGCAGAAUUCACCACUGUUUGGUGCAUGCAUGUAUAUUAGAUUAGAUAGAUAUAUGUACACAUGGAUCUGUGUUGGAUCUGUGUUCGGAUAUGCAUCUACGUGUUCUGUAAAAUUAGUUUCCCAGGACUUUAACAAAAUCAGUGGGGAUUUUCUACAAACAUGUACCAUGCAUAUGUUGCUUUAACGAUACGAUCAUGGAUUUCUUACACGAAUUAAUGGUUCCUUCAACUAAGAGCAAAACAUUAAACUUCUCAGACAAUUAAUCCA
Molecule: messenger RNA, 1506 nt
Organism: Vigna unguiculata (cowpea)
Lineage: Eukaryota; Viridiplantae; Streptophyta; Magnoliopsida; Fabales; Fabaceae
Product: aquaporin NIP6-1-like
Biological process (GO): transmembrane transport
Cellular component (GO): membrane
Molecular function (GO): channel activity
Source: RefSeq, a predicted model, not a curated record